CUACUACAAGGACAGAAGUACAUAUUAAGAUAUCAUACUUGUCUAUAUACACUAUUCCACAAUGAAAGCAUCCGACUUUGAGCUCACCGACCCAGCGCUGACAGCGUACAUCGCCGACUGCGAGAAACGGCUCCGGUUUCCUGAAUUCAACGCGGAAAUUGCCUACCGACUGGGAGAGUUCCUUCGCGCCCGCUUCGUCCGCCUGCAUGACCCUUCGCAGGCCCUGUACAUCCAGAUCCGCUCCUUUCCCGCCCGCCCGGGAUGUCCCUUUGUGCUCUUCGCCGCUGUGGCGGGCAAUCCCGACCGGUUGGGCGCCGGCAUCGCCUACCAGAUUGAGGGUAAGGCGCGGGUUGUCGAGCAUCAUGGCGGAUCAACCUAUGGUGCUAAAGCUUUUGCUGCCAUGAUGGGCUGGCCGACAGAGAAGAUGGGUCUGUUCCAGCAGGAACAUGUGGUGAAUGGGGGUGGCUUCCCUAUUCGCCUCACCAACUGUUCUACCCCCGUCGGAGCGCUGGUCGUCUCGGGGCUGCCGGACGUGCAAGACCAUCAGUUUAUUGUGGAUUCGCUCGAGGAGUUUUUGAAGGAGUAG
Molecule: messenger RNA, 586 nt
Organism: Penicilliopsis zonata CBS 506.65
Lineage: Eukaryota; Fungi; Ascomycota; Eurotiomycetes; Eurotiales; Aspergillaceae
Exons: 5
Coding region: 62-586 (174 amino acids)
Source: RefSeq, a predicted model, not a curated record